Messenger RNA from Perca flavescens (yellow perch), 370 nucleotides. It is a transcript of the gene cart2, whose product is annotated as cocaine- and amphetamine-regulated transcript 2. The coding region runs from base 51 to 365 and encodes 104 amino acids. The record is from RefSeq and is a predicted model, not a curated record. Gene Ontology annotation, biological process: cellular response to starvation; positive regulation of MAPK cascade; G protein-coupled receptor signaling pathway. NCBI's taxonomy places the organism in Eukaryota, Metazoa, Chordata, Actinopteri, Perciformes, Percidae. The transcript has 3 exons. Gene Ontology annotation, molecular function: neuropeptide hormone activity.
AGGACGCAGCUCGCGGACACUCUGCUCUCUGUCCGUUACCUGGCAACAACAUGUGGGCGCGAGCUGUGCUGUGCUGUGCGCUGCUGUCCGCGCUGUGUCCGGCGGGGCGGACGGAAGCCGAGAGGCGCGAGAGAGACGUGGAAGACUACAACUACUCCAACUCCAACAGACUGCUCGGUGCUCUGCAUGAAGUGUUGGAGAGACUACAGACAAAGAGGAUUAAUCCCUGGGAGAAAAAGUACGGACAAGUUCCCUCUUGCGACCUCGGGGAACACUGCGCCGUGAGGAAAGGAUCUCGUAUCGGGAAGAUGUGCGACUGUCCUCGGGGAGCUUUCUGCAACUUCAUCCUGCUGAAGUGCUUAUGAGCCAA